AUGACGACCGGCAAGAACGUCCUCAUUGUUGGCCCAGGCUUCAUCGGCCUGAAUAUUCUGGAUUAUCUCGUCCAGGAGAACUACAAAGUCACCGGCCUGGUCCGACGAGCAGCCCAUGCACAGCAGAUUCAGCUAUCAGGUGCCAACGCAGUCGUCAGCGACCUCGACGACAAUAUCACAAUAAAAAGGCUGACGAUCGAGAAUGAUAUCGUCUUCCACACCGCAACCGCCGAUCAUCAGCCGUCCGCUGAAGCCAUCUGUGCAGGAGUUGCAGAACGGGCGAACCAGGGCAAAUCGACAAUAUAUAUCCAUACCUCCGGUACGAGCGUGUUGGACGACAAGUCGCAGGGCGCCUUUGAGAACGACAAGAUAUAUUAUGACAACAAGCGAGAGGAUAUCGACGCACUGCCAGAUUCUGCACCACACCGGAAAAUUGACCUCGCCAUCCUCAAAGCCCAAAAGGAUAUUGGCGACAAGGCCAAGAUUGCAAUCAUGAUUCCGCCGCUCAUUUACGGUUAUAACCCACAUCACAGGCGUCUGACAAUCCAGAUCCCGACACUGACCCGGUUCGCGCUCAAGCAUGGAUAUUCAGGCCAUGUUGGCAAGGGGUUGAGUGUAGAAUCUCAAAUACACGUCGUGGACCUUGCCAGAGCGUAUGUGACCUUGCUGCACCACAUGGAAGCAUCGUCUCCAGAGACUUUUCUGAACAAUCCAUACUUUUUUUGCGAGAAUGGACAUGACACCUCCUGGAAGACUGUUGCAGAAAUGGUUGGCAAGGGCUUGCACAAGGCAGGAAAGAUCCCCGAUCCGACUCCCAAGACCAUUCCUGAAGACCAGUAUGACGAUUUGUUCGGGCCAUAUACAGCUGCAGUGGUCGGCCUCAAUUCACGCAGUCGGGCAGUCAGGUUGAGGGAAUUAGGCUGGGAGCCCAGAGAGCGAAGUUUCCAGGACAGUUAUGAGAUCUUUGAGUUGCCAGAGAUUUUGAAAGAGGAGGGUGUCGAAUUCAAGGGGUAUCAGGGGACUGCGGCAUCUUGA
Messenger RNA from Exophiala viscosa, 1035 nucleotides. RefSeq lists its product as uncharacterized. Lineage: Eukaryota; Fungi; Ascomycota; Eurotiomycetes; Chaetothyriales; Herpotrichiellaceae. The record is from RefSeq and is a predicted model, not a curated record. Bases 1 to 1035 code for a protein of 344 amino acids. The transcript has a single exon.